AGCCAAACAUCUGGAGGGACGCGUCGGCAGAAGAGCGCCCGACUACGAAGCGAAGAGAAACAAGGGAAAAAAAGAACGCUCGACUGCGAAGCAGCGAACGGGUGCGCGGCAGGAGCAGGAGGAGGAAGGAGGAAGAGAGGAACCUACACGAAGCGGCAAGGAUAGCUCUUAGUCGACUUCCAUGGGCGGUUAUACAUACCAUCGACGCCCGAACUAAAGCAGACGCUCUGUCAAAAUCGAUGGUCAUGGGCCAGCGGGGCAGCGGGCAAGCACCUUCCGCCACGCCGCGGCCGCCGCUCGGCAGCCGAGCAAGCUCGGCGUCUGCUGCUUCGGCCGACGCCGUCGAGCUGCGGCCCGCCGCGCGCCCGCCCUCGGCGAAGCUCGCCGCGGAAAAUCGGGGGAAAACAAACCUACCUCGCUUUUGACCACCCUCGCUUCCGAGAGAUACCGAACGAUGCCAAAUUGCGGCCUGUACUGGUCAGGCCGCUUGACGAGGAGGCGCGUGGUAUGGCCUGGUUUUGCCUGGAAGCGAAAGCGGGGGAGGAAUUCACGCUCUGAGGAAAGGCUCUCCUCCUCCUGGUGCUCGUCGGUGCGCGAGCCGCUGCCGGAAGACACGCACAGCUCCUCCGUGUCGGGCUCGGGCUCGGUGCCUGCCCGCCGAACCGGCGCGACCGGCUUGGGCGCGGGCUUCGGCGCAAGCGGAGGCCGGCCCUUGCCGACGCGCGCGCCCCUUCGCGGCUGCACCGCGGGGGCUUCUGGCGACGCGGCGCGCGGCGGGUCCACGGCGGCCGCCGGCGGCGGCCGCCCCGCGGCGGGCAGCGCCGGCCAGCAGCCAGAGGUGGCCAGCAGCCAGCAGCGGCCGCCAGCAGCAAGCGGCCCAGGUCCCUAGCUAGGCGCCUGGGCAAGGGAAGUGGCGCACGGGCAAAGAGCGAUCGCACGUUGCAGCAGGGCCCCCGCGUCUGGCGCCUCGCCUCCCGCGAGCGCCCCGUCAAGCGGACAGGCGUCCCGCACGAUAGCGGUCCCCAUGGCGGCCACGGGUCAAGCCAGGCCUGCUAUGGAAGGAUCUCACUGCGCGCGGUUCUCGCGCGCGCGCGCUCAAUGUCCAUCUGUCUUGCCUUGGAGCC
Molecule: messenger RNA, 1124 nt
Organism: Prorocentrum cordatum
Lineage: Eukaryota; Dinophyceae; Prorocentrales; Prorocentraceae
Source: the annotation of a GenBank genome assembly